CACCGGUGACCAUUCGCUAUUCUAGGGACUCGAGCUGGACAGCAUGGAACUUCCACGCUCACCUUUCCUUCCAUUCCAUUCACACAUGGUCCGUGCGCUUGGCCGGAACUGGAGAACGACAAAUCAUGGAAUUGGAGACAGGACGGGAACGGGAGCAAGGAUGAAUCCAGUUUGCUUAGUCAUUCACCAGUGUCGUCACAGCUUCCUUCAAUUGACAUGAGCCGAUUCGGAAGCUGCAGAUAGCUCAAAAAUCGUUAACAAAAAAAGCCGGUGUUGAAGAUAGUAAAAAGAUCAACAACAAUAUCCUCUAUCCUCGCCCAUCAUGUCAACUGAAGAAACCAAAACAUCCGCUCUGGACCGCCUUAGGGGCUGGGGAUCAUCCUCCCUCCCCGGCAUGGGCCUAGCAACCCUCAUCACCGCUCUACACUGGCGUCCCUUCCAGGCCCUCCCCAUGCUCUUGACCCCUCUCCUCAUGUUCUCCAGCUAUCUCAGCGUCGCCGGCUUCAAGAUCGACAGCGCCGGCAUGACCGCCGCCUGGAGCGGCAUCUACUUUCUCCUCGCCGCCCGCCGCCGUCCCGCCGCGCUCAAGAACAAGUUCUCGGCUCGUGGCGCCGUGCGGGCCACGGCCAUGGGUCUAAGCGCGGUCAACGUGCUUGCGGGCACCUACACCUACGUGACGGGUGAUCGCAAGGCCGAGGAGCAGGAGAGGAAGGAGAUGGACAAGUGGGGAAUGUACAACGAUAGCGAAUGAAGAAUCUGACAGGGACGGUCGGGAUGGUGUAGGGGAAAUGGGCUUGCUGUGGUUGAGCAGAGUCGGCCUGGCAUGUAGGAGCGAGUGUGUUCUGACGUGUUACGGUGGACAGCCCGUGGAUUAGUCCACCAGCUCCAUGUCCAGAAGUUGCUGGAGGGAGAGGGGGGAAAGGGGGUUCGUUGUUUCGGAGGUAUUCUGCGGGAGCAGUUGUGUGUCUGUAUCAUACUGUAUCAUAAAGAGCAAGCAUUCGGCGGCGUCAAAGGGUGGGAAAUGACAAACAAGGAAAAUUCGGCUAUGCGCAAA
Molecule: messenger RNA, 1054 nt
Organism: Neurospora tetraspora
Lineage: Eukaryota; Fungi; Ascomycota; Sordariomycetes; Sordariales; Sordariaceae
Exons: 2
Coding region: 323-751 (142 amino acids)
Source: RefSeq, a predicted model, not a curated record